Molecule: messenger RNA, 2350 nt
Organism: Stegastes partitus (bicolor damselfish)
Lineage: Eukaryota; Metazoa; Chordata; Actinopteri; Pomacentridae
Gene: sdad1
Product: SDA1 domain containing 1
Exons: 22
Coding region: 107-2167 (686 amino acids)
Biological process (GO): ribosomal large subunit export from nucleus; ribosomal large subunit biogenesis
Cellular component (GO): nucleolus
Source: RefSeq, a predicted model, not a curated record
GAAGAAGAGGAGCAAUGGCAGCGUACACAUGUACCAUGCUUGUUGUGUAAAAAAAGUAGUUUUUUCAUUUAUUUUUCGCAACAUAUCGGUAAAAUAAUCUCUCACAAUGUCCGGAAGACAAAGCAACAAACUGCCGAACAACCUGCCGCAGCUUCAGAACCUCAUCAAGAGAGACCCUCAGUCCUACGUGGAGGAGUUCCUGCAGCAAUACCGACACUACCAGUCCAAUGUUCAGAUCUUCAAACUGCAACCUGACAAACCGAACAAGGAGCUGGCGGAGCUGGUCAUGUUCCUGGCUCAGGUCGGUCACUGCUACCUGCAGCAGCUGUCUACCUUCCCUCAGGAGCUGUCGGAGUUGCUGCUGAGUUACCACACAGUCGUAGAGCCAGACCUACGGAUGACCUUCUGCAAAGCGCUCAUUCUUCUGAGGAACAAGGAUUUGAUCGACCCCUCGGGCCUCCUGGAGCUCUUCUUUGAGCUGCUGCGAUGUCACGACAAACUGCUCAGAAAGACACUUUACACACACAUUGUUGCAGACAUCAAAAACAUCAAUGCAAAGCACAAAAACAACAAGGUCAACACAACGUUACAGAACUUCAUGUACACGAUGCUGAGAGACAGCAAUCCAAUAGCAGCAAAGAUCUCUUUAGACGUGAUGGUGGAGUUGUACAAAAGGAACAUCUGGAAUGACGCCAAAACAGUGAACGUCAUUACAACAGCUUGCUUCUCAAAGGUGACAAAGAUCCUUGUGGCAGGUCUGAAAUUCUUCUUGGGCAAAGAUGAAGAUGAGAAGAAUGACAGUGAUUCAGAAUCAGAGAACGAGGGGCCGUCAGCGAGAGACCUGAUGGUGAGAUACUCCACCGGCAAGAAAACCUCCAAAAACAAGAAGAAGAUGGAAAAAGCCAUGAAAGUCCUCAAGAAACACAAGAAAAAGAAGAAAGUAGAAGUUUUUAACUUCUCUGCCAUUCAUCUGAUUCAUGAUCCUCAAGAUUUCUCAGAGAAGCUCUUGAAGCAGUUGGAAGACUCUAAAGAGCGCUUCGAGGUGAAGAUCAUGAUGAUGGAGCUCAUAUCGCGACUGGUUGGAAUCCACGAGCUCUUCCUCUUCAACUUCUACCCCUUCGUCCAGAGGUUCCUUCAGCCCCACCAGAGAGAGGUGACAAAGAUUCUCCUGUGUGCUGCUCAGGCCUCCCACCAACUGGUCCCCCCUGAGAUUAUUGAACCUGUGAUCAUGACCAUCGCCAACAACUUUGUGACUGACAGGAACUCAGGAGAGGUCAUGUGUGUGGGUAUCAAUGCCAUCAAAGAGGUGACGGCUCGCUGUCCACUCGCCAUCACCGAAGACCUGCUGCAGGACCUGGCCCUGUACAAGACCCACAAAGACAAGAAUGUGAUGAUGUCGGCCAGAGGGCUGAUCCAGCUGUUCAGGAAUCUUAAUCCACAGAUGCUGCAGAAAAAGGACCGGGGGAGACCCACGGAGGCAUCAGCAGAGGCCAAGAUCAAGGACUACGGAGAGCUUGAGGCUAAAGACUACAUCCCCGGAGCUGAAGUCCUGGAGGAGGAGGAGGAGAAGAAGGAGGGAGAGGAGGACGAAGACGGCUGGGAGAGCGCCAGCAUCAGCGAUGAUGAUGAAGACGGGGAGUGGGUGGACGUCCACCACUCGUCUGAUGAAGACACAGGAGCAGUGGCGGAGAAGCUUCAGAGUAUACCAGUUGAAGAAAGGAAAGCCAAGGCAGCAGCUGUCAGCGGCAGCAGACUCCUCACUCAAGAGGACUUCAAGAAGAUCCGUCUGGUCCAGAUGGCCAAAGAGGUCAAUGCCGCGCCGGGCAAAGGCCAGAAGAGGAAACACGUGGACGUAGACGACAGCGACAACGAAGGGGAGCUGCUGACCCUGAGAAACAUUGAGAAACUGCACAAGAAACCAAAAGCAGACAAGGAGACACGACUGGCAACAGCAAUGGCGGGACGCACCGACCGGAAGGAUUUCAUCAAAAGGCGGACCAAGCUGAACCCGCACGCCAGCACCAGCAACAAGGACAAGAGGAGAACCAAGAACUUCAUGAUGAUGAGACACAGCGAGAACGUCAGAACUAAAGGCAAACGCUCCUUCAGAGAGAAACAGCUGGCUCUACGGAACGCCCUGCUGAAAAAGAGGAAGCAGUACAAGUAGGACACUUGUUGUGACUCCCUCAGGCCGGCUGUCAGAUGGCCUUCACCAUCCUCAACUUUGUCUGUGUCAAAGAAUAUUGUACAUCCUUUUACAUCCUGUAAAACUUAAGGCGUGUUAAAAUGUAUUGUUUCAACAGAUGAGCUUCACACAUUCACACCGUUCUGAAAUAAAUCAUCUUCAAUA